Molecule: messenger RNA, 321 nt
Organism: Striga asiatica
Lineage: Eukaryota; Viridiplantae; Streptophyta; Magnoliopsida; Lamiales; Orobanchaceae
Source: the annotation of a GenBank genome assembly
AUGGGAGGCCUUCCCAUCUGCAUGCCGGGAGUAAAGUUCACUGCCAUAGGACCACCGCCAGUUGGCGGAGGUGGUGGAGCGGAUAAAUUCCCACCAGGUGGCAUAGGCCUAGGCCCAUUGGCCAUAGGAGGAGGAGGAGGAAGAGGCAUUGAUGAUGGUGGCCGAGGAGGGUUUCCGGCAGGUGGCCCGGGAGGCGGAGGUCCUUGUGGCGGUGGAGGUGGUGGAAGGCCUUGUGGCGGCGGUGGCAAAGGCCCUGGAGCUACUGUGCCGUUGGCUGCAGGCGGCGGAGUGAAGGGAAAGGAGUUUAGAUGGUUACGGUGA